This is a messenger RNA of Conger conger (European conger), 2190 nucleotides long. RefSeq names its product solute carrier family 6 member 5 (gene slc6a5). Gene Ontology annotation, biological process: glycine import across plasma membrane; sodium ion transmembrane transport; synaptic transmission, glycinergic. The record is from RefSeq and is a predicted model, not a curated record. Gene Ontology annotation, cellular component: membrane. Gene Ontology annotation, molecular function: glycine:sodium symporter activity. The coding region runs from base 1 to 2190 and encodes 729 amino acids. NCBI's taxonomy places the organism in Eukaryota, Metazoa, Chordata, Actinopteri, Anguilliformes, Congridae. The transcript has 17 exons.
AUGCCUGCCGGGGAGACCGCGGUGGCGCGGAGCACUGCGUAUCAGUCGCAGGCGACCGACGAGAGGAAAACUUUUUGUCCGGCAGAAAACAAGCAGAGGGAGGCUGACAGCGAAAAGGCGUACGGGACUUUUAAAAACGCGGCUCCCGCGCCAGUUCCGGUUGAUUCUGCGCUCCGUAAGGAUUCCGGCGGAGCCGCGCCACCCAAAACGGAUGCGGAGCAAAACAACGCCACGAGCAAUUGGGGUUCCCUGAGUCAAACCACUGUCUUACUCGGGACAGAUGGCAACACUUCUGUUCUGUCUGUCACCGCUACCGGGGAUGACGACGAUGACGACGGAGGAGAUGAAAACAAAGCCAGGGGAAAUUGGUCGAAUAAACUGGAUUUCAUUCUAUCUAUGGUUGGCUAUGCAGUCGGUUUGGGUAAUGUGUGGAGAUUUCCGUAUUUAGCCUUCCAAAAUGGAGGAGGUGCUUUUUUGAUACCGUACCUGAUAAUGCUGUGCCUUGCUGGAAUCCCAAUAUUUUUAUUGGAAGUUUCUCUGGGUCAGUUCGCCAGCCAGGGACCUGUAUCUGUUUGGAAAGCGAUUCCAUCCCUUCAAGGUUGCGGGAUUGCCAUGUUGAUUAUAUCUGUCUUGAUAGCCAUAUACUAUAAUAUUAUUAUGUGCUGGACACUGUACUACCUGUUCGCUUCGUUGAAGGGCUCACUCCCAUGGGCUAACUGUAGGAACUCAUGGAACACCGCGGACUGUAAAGACAAAGACAUGCUUUUGUUAGAUACCUGCCUACUGCGCGAGAGGAACAACACCUCGAUAAGGAACAGUACCUUCUGUCUGUCGGCCAAUGCCCUGGGCAAUCUGAGCAAGCUAACGAACUUCACCACAGAGAAUAAGACUUAUGUCAGUCCCAGCGAAGAGUAUUUCAAGUACAAUGUGCUGCACAUUUCUAAAGGUAUCGAAUACCCAGGGGACAUCCGGUGGCCACUGGCACUCUGCUUGUUCUUGGCUUGGGUCAUUGUGUACGCAUCACUGGCUAAAGGAAUCAAGUCGUCUGGGAAAGUGGUGUAUUUCACGGCCACCUUUCCCUACGUGGUGCUGGUUAUUCUGCUGAUAAGGGGCGUCACUCUACCCGGCGCUGGGUCUGGAAUCCUCUACUUCAUAACGCCCAAAUGGGAGAAACUCAACGAUGCUAAGGUUUGGAAGGAUGCUGCUACUCAAAUUUUCUUCUCCCUGUCUGCAGCCUGGGGUGGACUCAUCACUCUGUCUUCCUACAACAAGUUCCACAAUAACUGCUACAGGGACACCAUCAUAGUCACGUGCACCAACAGUGCCACCAGCGUCUUCGCGGGCUUCGUCAUCUUCUCCGUCAUCGGCUUCAUGGCCCACGAGCUGAAAGUGCCCAUCGAGAAGGUGGCCGAUGAGGGCCCAGGCAUUGCCUUUGUGGUGUACCCUGAAGCCCUGACCAGACUGCCCCUCUCCCCAUUCUGGGCCAUUAUCUUCUUCCUCAUGCUGCUGACACUGGGGCUGGAUACCAUGUUCGCCACCAUCGAAACCAUCGUGACUUCCGUGUCUGACGAGUUCCCCAAGUACCUGCGCAAACACAAGCCCGUCUUCACGCUCGUGUGCUGCCUCAGCUUCUUCGUCCUGGGCUUCCCCAUGAUCACGGAGAGUGGGAUGUACAUGCUCCAGCUGGUGGACACGUUUGCAGCCUCAUACUCCCUUGUCAUCAUCGCUAUUUUUGAACUGGUGGGAGUCUCCUAUAUAUACGGAUUACAGAGAUUCUGUGAAGACAUCGAGAUGAUGAUCGGAUUCCAGCCCAAUAGGUUCUGGCGUGUUUGCUGGGCCUUCGUGACACCGACAAUUCUCACGUUUAUCCUGGGCCUGAGUCUGUACCAGUGGAAGGUGAUGACCUAUGAAGACUACACCUACCCCACCUGGUCCAUGGUGCUGGGCUGGCUAAUGGUCAUCUGUUCAGUCAUCUGGAUCCCCAUCAUGUUCAUCAUCAAGAUGCACCUGGCCCCCGGCACCUUCCGCCAGCGGCUGAAGCUGGUGUGCUCCCCGCAGCCUGACUGGGGCCCCUUCCUGAUGAAGCACCGCGGGGAACGCUACAGGAACAUGGUGGACCCCCUGGGCACAAACUCUCUUGGCCUCAAACUCCCACCUAAGGACUUCCAGCUGGGCUCCCAGUACCAGUAG